Messenger RNA from Gastrolobium bilobum, 549 nucleotides. RefSeq lists its product as uncharacterized. The coding region runs from base 1 to 549 and encodes 182 amino acids. The transcript has a single exon. NCBI's taxonomy places the organism in Eukaryota, Viridiplantae, Streptophyta, Magnoliopsida, Fabales, Fabaceae. The record is from RefSeq and is a predicted model, not a curated record.
AUGGGAUGUCUUUGCUCUAAAGAUAGAAACAGGAUAGAUGAAAACAAAUACAGAUUCAGAGGUUAUGGUGACAUGGUUACUAUGAGAGAUACUGAUGAUUAUUUAGUAACCACUGAAGAUUCCAUAAAUUCGGUUGGAGAUCAAGGAAGCACUAGUUAUUAUUAUGGAGGGGGCGGUGGUAGAAACAAAUACAAGAGCAGUGAAGGAUUUCAAAGUAUGCAUACAAGUAGUCAUGUCCAACAAUAUCAUGCCUUUGAAGGCAGUUCCAACAGAGGGAGAGGUGGUGGCAGAGACAAAGGCGUUGGCAUGGUUACUAUGUUAGGUACUGCCGCUGCUAUAGCAACAAUAGAAGAUGCCAUAGCUUCAGAUGGAGAUCAAGGUAGCACCGGUCAUUAUAGUGAUUACGGUGAUUAUGGUGAUUAUGGAGGGGGCAGUAACGGCAGCGACAAUAACUACGGCAACAACAAUGGUGGAAAUGGCGACGACAACAGUGGUAGCAAUGAUGAUGGAAGGUGGUCCGGCGGUGCUAGUUGUGGAGGUAGUGACUAA